UUAGGCAAAUAUGUGGUAAAUGUAAGAACUUACUCAAAAAAUAACGGUGGAGGAAGAACAUCGGCUGCCUUCAGAGACCAGGGAGGUCAAGCUUCAAAAGAUCAGCAACAGAGCAGCACACCUGGAGAUGGCAGGGAUUCAUUGUCUUUGAGCAACACAGACACUUCAGCAGUCCAGAUUCUUACCAACCUGGACCUGUGAGCCCAGCAGGGUGUACUAAGACGGCUCUCUUUUAACCAUCGCUGUGGCAGUUUUGCUUUGCUCCAGUGGUGCUAAAGGUAGCCAACGUACAGGAUCAUGGCCCCUACUCAGACUUGCUUUGCGACAGUGUUAUUGUAGGUCACACAAAAGGUUUUCUCAGUGUCAGUCAAACCUUGUCAUCAGGAAGUUGUCUUUUAUGUUCUGUGCCCCUGCGCCACCCGAGUUUGUGCAAAUCUAGAUGAAUGCACGGAAGUAGGCUUUCAGAGCAAAGAGGACACAGGUGGUUAGAUGCUGUGUGUCAGGCUCUUGUUUCUGUCAUGGAGCUGUAACAUUAUGACAGAGGCUGGGUGUGAAUAGGCUGCCUUGUGGAGUAAAAACAACGUGUGAAGGAUCAGAAAUAGUCUACACGAUCAGCAAACUAAAGUGAAAUCCAGGGAUGGGGACAAUCCCGAACGACAUCAGGAGGCUUUUGGAUGACUGUGAGCUGUUUGUGUCAGAUAUACUUCAAGAUGAGAACCUCAGUGAAGAAUCCGAAGAGACACGGAAAGUCUUACUGAAUAACUUCAGGGUCGUCCAUACAAGACACCCUGAUGAAUUCCCCUUUCCACUCCCAGCGGAAGAAGACAGUUCUGAUGACAACCGCAGUUCCAGUCUGGGUCGCUCUGCCCAAUCAGACGACGCCUCAUUAGCCUCAGACAACCAGGAUGACGGAGCCUUUGACUAUUUGGGUGACAUCCCCCCUGUGGCAGUCCAGGACCUCAGCAACAUCUUGAAGCAUGGCUAUUUGGAGAAGAAACGAAGAGAUCACAGCUUCUUCGGCUCAGAGUGGCAAAAGAGAUGGUGUGUUCUGAACAAUUCAAUAUUCUACUACUUUGGGAGUGAAAAAGACAAACAACAGAAGGGUUCCUUUUAUAUCAUGGACUACAAUGUGCAGCUGGUGACCAACCUGAGAAAAGACUCCAAAAGAAAUGCCUGUUUUGAGCUCUUUGCUCCCGGACUGAGGUCUUUUCAGUUCACUGCCAGCAGUCCUCAAGAGGCCAGAGAAUGGGUGAAGCAAAUAAAUUUUGUACUUGAAGAUCUCAGAUCCUCCUCCAUCCCUUGCGAUGAUGACGAGGAUUUGGAAGAGGAAGAGGAGACCUAUGAUGACGUUGAGGUGUUGGGUGGCCCCCCCCUACCUCGGCCCAGUGCUGCCCAGGCCUCUCAGAGAGGAGGGCAGGAGACGGGGGAUGUUGACGAGGAUAUCUACGAGGUGCUGCCAGAGGAUGGUUUUCCCGAUACGGUGGAUGAAAGCAGUGACAAGAACAACAGAACAGCUUGGUCAUCAGAUUACGCUAACUACUACCAGGGUUUAUGGGAUUGCCAGGCCGACGAGCCAGACGAGCUGGACUUCCACAGAGGAGAUCUCAUCUACAUCAUUAGCAAGGAGUACAACAUUCACGGCUGGUGGGUCGGCCAGCUGAACGGCACUGUGGGUAUCGUCCCCAAGGACUUCCUGCACCCUGCUUACAUCCUCUGAGCUACAACAGUGCCGUUGCUGACACAUCUCUGGCCAUGAAUUUCACAGACAGCCCAUCAGAUAUUCUUUUUCAAUUUGAAAAUCAUUCUCUCAUAACUGUUAACUAUUAUCAUGUAAAUUUGCUGCAGUAGAACUUAUUCCUGUACACUAAAAAAAGGCAUCUGUAAAAGUCAAACCAGAGCUAAAACACCCAGUUGAUUAAACAGUUAUUUUAUUCUACAGGAAA
Micropterus salmoides (largemouth bass) is the source of this 1943-nucleotide messenger RNA. RefSeq names its product src kinase associated phosphoprotein 1 (gene skap1). Lineage: Eukaryota; Metazoa; Chordata; Actinopteri; Centrarchiformes; Centrarchidae. Gene Ontology annotation, cellular component: plasma membrane; cytoplasm. The record is from RefSeq and is a predicted model, not a curated record. The coding region runs from base 638 to 1717 and encodes 359 amino acids. The transcript has 15 exons. Gene Ontology annotation, molecular function: protein binding.